AUGCCCGCUUCCAUUUGUGACCCAGUAUCUAGCGCAUUGCGUUUAUCUCUUGGUGCUGAGGACUCCCAGAGCUCGUCGUUGUUGGAUAGUAGGCUUUACUCUUCGGCCAAAAGUGUUUUAUUGUCAAAAAUAGAAUUUGAAGAAUCCGGUGACUAUCAGAGUAAUGUUUUAGAUGGCUUGAAAUCUAAGUACGUGGUUAUUAGGCCCAAAAAGCCAGUGCUUGAGAAUAAGCUACUAAAAAAGGAUGUUGGCCCGGGAAGUCAACUGGCAGAUACAAAAAAUCGAGAAGAAGGCUUGCCAAAGCCAAAACGAGUUUUAUUUCCUGUAGAAAAAGUUCAAUUAGGAUGGCAGGGCACAUGGAGUGCUGGAGCGGGUAUGCAAAAUGUAGGCAAUACAUGUUACCUUAACUCUACUUUGCAAGCUUUGUUCCAUGUCCCUGCCUUAGCUAAUUGGCUGGUUUCUGAAGCAAAUCAUACAGAAAAAUGUAAUCAGCAAGAAGCAUGCGUUAUCUGCGGCAUGAGAGCUACAUUGAUGACCACACAGAAGAGUGGUGGAGCACCAGUGAAACCUUGGCAGGUGUACUCAAAAUUGCGUUUGAUUUGUAGGCAUUUAACACCUGGGAGACAAGAGGAUGCACAUGAAUUUUUGAGGUACUUAGUGGAGGCUAUGGAAAAAUGUUAUCUCUCAAGAUUUAUAAACUCUGAUAAAUUAGACCAAUAUAGUAAAGAAACUACCCCCUUAAAUCAAAUUUUGGGUGGGUAUCUGCGGUCUACAGUAAGGUGCCUGGCUUGUCAUCAUUUGUCCACUACCUAUCAGCAUUUCCAGGAUUUAUUAUUAGAUAUAAGAAAACAUUCAACAUUGGAUGAAGCACUAGAUUCUUUUUUUUCCCGUGAAAGGUUGGAGGACUUAGGAUAUAAGUGUGAAGCUUGUAAUAAAAAGGUAUCUGCAACAAAACAGUUCUUUAUCGAGAGGGCACCCAUGGUGCUUUGCAUUGCAUUGAAAAGAUUUUCUUUAGCAGGUGGCAAAUUAUCAAAGCAUGUGCAAUUUCGCAAAAAAAUUACAUUGAAUAAAUAUAUUUACAAUAAAAACAAUCCUCAACAAUUGUCGUAUAAGUUGGUGAGCUUGGUCACUCAUCUGGGGCCUUCACAAAAUUGUGGGCACUACACAGCUAUAGGACAGGCACCUAAUGGCAAUUACUAUCAAUUUGAUGAUAGUUGUGUCAGACCACUGCCCCUCUCAGCUGUGCUAGGCACCAAUGCUUACAUUAUGUUCUUUGAAAAAGAUAACACAUCUGAUGAUAUCAUUAGCCAACCCAUAGCUUCUACUUCUAGUGCAGUGUUUAGUGAUGAUAAAGUUAGAAGAGAAGGGAGAGGUGAUGAGAGUCUGCGACCAAAACCAAGCCGAUGUGAUUCACCUCAAGGUCUGGUUGUUACAACAAAAGGAACCCACCAUAAUUGGACGGUUUCAAAAGAAAAGAGUGGACCUUUGCUUAGUCCAAGCUUGAACGGAGUAACCAAUAAAAGAGUUAAAGCAAAAGAGGAGCCACGCGGUGAAAAUGAACAAAGUCCAAAUACAAGUGUAAGUAGUAUGUCCCCACUGAGUGACCGCAGCGAGGUUGGCGUGAAUCCACUACCGAACAAUGUAGCAACAGCACCGGUUUCUGCACCACAGACUACUGGCAGCAUAGAAACUACACGUCAUUUGCAAGGUCUUUCACAUCGCGGGUAUGGAGCACCAGUUAGCUCCUGGAGUGGUACUCACAGUGCCCUUUCGCGACAGGUAUUUGCGGAAAGGCGAGAGGAACGCAAGCGGGCUAUUGAUUCUACAGAUGAUAUGGAUCGAGGGCGCAGUAAAAAAAUUAAGAAGUUCCAUCACUACAACCGUUUCAAUAACAAUAGGAAUGGUUAUAAUCCAUUUCAGGAGAAACAAAACAAGCCUCAUUGGGGUGGUAGUUUUAAGUACAGAAAUGAGCGACGUCCUUCACAUCACUUCAAUAAACAUCAUAAUAAUAAGUACAAGCGUUUUAACAGAUACAGCAAUGGGCAUCAUUACCCUAGACACCAU
This is a messenger RNA of Iphiclides podalirius (scarce swallowtail), 2064 nucleotides long. NCBI's taxonomy places the organism in Eukaryota, Metazoa, Arthropoda, Insecta, Lepidoptera, Papilionidae. The record is from the annotation of a GenBank genome assembly.